Molecule: messenger RNA, 1754 nt
Organism: Morus notabilis
Lineage: Eukaryota; Viridiplantae; Streptophyta; Magnoliopsida; Rosales; Moraceae
Product: BRI1 kinase inhibitor 1
Exons: 1
Coding region: 591-1688 (365 amino acids)
Cellular component (GO): plasma membrane
Molecular function (GO): kinase inhibitor activity
Source: RefSeq, a predicted model, not a curated record
UUCUAUGUGUACGUGAACAUGACCUUUUCUAUUGGGGACACUUCCCAUUUGCCCAAAAGAAACAACUCCAAUACAAAGACACAUACCCAAAAUAAAAAAGCCUUUGCCUCGCCAAUCCCAUCUGCCCUUUUACAAGUAAAUUUGGAUCCUUGUGAUCCCAUUUUCCCAAAUCACUCCCUACAAUAGCUGUUGGAUUUGACAGGGACCCACGAACCUAUAUAGAUACAGCUAAAUUUAUCGCUUCAAUCCAAUGGAGUCAUUGCCCACCACAACCCUUUUAAUUUUUUAUUUUCCUCCCCCACUCUUACAUAAGAACAUAAUAAUGCAUGCAAAUUGAGCAUUUUUCAACUAAUAAUUCCUUUUUUUUAUUAUUAAUUUUUUUUUUGGGUGUGUGUUUAGGCGCAUUCUUUGCACAAAAGACAUUUUCAAGCUCAACUACAGACUGACAAGACCCUCUCCCUCUCUCUCCACUGCUUCACAAAUCGCCUUAUCUUUACCCCAUAGGCUUUUUUUUAGUAUCCAAAGAACCAAACUUUUUUUUUUUUUUUCCUUAAAGAAAAGGUGAGAAGAAAAUUCAGAUCCCUUGAGUUAUGGACGCUCAUCAUCGUCACCACCACCACAACCAAAAGCAAGGCAGAGAGAAAUCUGUGGACACCAAAAUUGGUCCUCGCGAUGCUCAUCAUCAAGAUGAUCAGAAAUCACCACCACAAUCUUCUUCUUCUUCUUCUUCUUCUUCAAAACAACAGGUAACAAUUUCCCCUGCCUCGCCACCUUCAUCUUCCUCAUCUCCUUCACACGAAUUCUCCUUCACAAUCUCUCUCCACUCUUCCAAUCCCACAUCAAAAACAACAAAAACAACAACAAACGACAGCAAAAUCACCAGCACCAACCAAAAAUCCAAAAUGACACCUCCUCCUUCAUUCGCCAUAGAUUUGUCCCCUGCAGACGACAUCUUCUUCCACGGCCAUUUGCUUCCUCUCCACCUCCUCUCUCACCUCCCCGUCUCUCCCCGCUCUUCGACCAACUCUCUCGAGAGCUUCACUCUUCCCAUAAAGGACGUAUCAUCUUCAGACGACGCGCAAAAACCCACCAAAGAUAACAAGUCAGAUAACAACCACAAAAAUUCUCCUACUAUUACUACUAUUAGCCAAAAAGCAGAGCCCACAACAACAAAAGGGUCGUCAAGAAACAAGCCGAAAUCCUCGUCGUUUUCUUUGUUCGGGUUGGGAAAAUGGAGAAGAGGAUACGAGUUCAGAGAACGAGAAGAUAACAGUACCAGAAAUAAAGAGAAGCCGAAGAGGAAGCUGAGAUUUGAAGUUAGUCACGUCCUCAAAAGGUACAUGAGAAUGGUACGGCCUUUGUUGUUUUUUGGAGGAAGAAGAGCGAAUAGUAAUAGCUUUCAUUUACGUAGGCAGCCAUAUUCGUUCUCUGGUAUUUUGAGUUCGAGGAACAAUAGUAGUAGUUCUAAUAAAGAUUUGAGAGAAUUUAGGAGGAGAGGAGAGUACUCGGCGCCGGCGUCGAUGAGGACGUCGCCGUCGAACAGCGGACUGCUUGUCGCGUCGGCGACGCUUCCUUCUUCGGCUAGUGAUAGCACCAUGGAAGAGUUGCAGGCCGCCAUUCAAGCUGCCAUUGCUCAUUGCAAGAACUCCAUUAAUGCCGGAGCCGAAGAUCACAAACUCAAGUGCUAAUAUGAGUUUUGGCAAAAAAUUUUCAUGUAGUACUUUACUACUUUUUUUUUUCCUUUUAAUUUUUUA